Messenger RNA from Lactuca saligna, 965 nucleotides. The record is from the annotation of a GenBank genome assembly. Lineage: Eukaryota; Viridiplantae; Streptophyta; Magnoliopsida; Asterales; Asteraceae.
AUGGGUACCAAGGUCAAAGGCUUUUUCAAAGGCCUCAAAAACAUCUCAAAUAUUUUCGAUGAAGGAGAAAAAGAAGAAGAAAUACAGAUCGGUAUGCCCACGGACGUGAAGCAUGUUGCUCAUAUUGGUGCCGAUGGACCCGCCAUGGAAUCUCCCAGCUGGAUGAAGGAGUUUGAUGGCGGGAAAAGUCAGUCAGGACCACUGGAAGAAAGGCCUCAUGUUAAAAAAGGUACAAACAACCAUAGGAUUUCUCGAAGCGAGGAACUAAGUAUUCCGGAGAAGCCAAAAGCACAUAGACACCGUCAUCAUCGGUCAAUAGAUUCUGAUUCUGAUUCGGCAUCAUCAUCAUCGACUACAAAACAUACGAGGAGACACAGAAUUCGAAGGUCAAAGGACAAAGCUGGGGAGGAGUCAUCAAGGUUGCCGGACAUCCCCAAGAAGACUCGACGGAAGAAACCAAAGGAUGAUGAUGCGUCGGUGAAAUCAACACAAUCUCAGGAUACCGUAUCUUCCUGCAGUGAACCGCCUUCCGAUCUUUAAACCGAAACUAGAUAAGGAUCAUAUCCAACAGCAAAGGAAAGUGGGAGGAAAUAAGGGCACUUCGAACUUUGAAGGGUAUCAUAGUCCUUUUGCUUUUCUGCGUUGGCUAAUUACAAAAACACCCUUGAAACUAAGUUUGUGAACAAGUAGAUGUGGGGUCACUUUUGGGGUAGUCGAAGAUUCCAAGAUUUAGUAAUAUUUGUGUUUCAUUUCCGGUUCCCCUCUUUUUCCUAUCUAAGUAUGCACUUCAACUUCAUGUAAUGUCCAUGAGAGAUUGAUUCUUUGAGGGUCAUUUUUUUGUGUUCUUCAGGGAUUUGGGGUCAAAUUUUAUUGUUGUAAUAUGAAUCUAUGAUAAAUUCGAUGGUUUAUUCGGUUUGGAAGUCAUCUUCUUGUGUCUUAUUUCAAUUUCAUCGUUAUACAUACCC